Lachancea dasiensis is the source of this 1488-nucleotide messenger RNA. The record is from the annotation of a GenBank genome assembly. NCBI's taxonomy places the organism in Eukaryota, Fungi, Ascomycota, Saccharomycetes, Saccharomycetales, Saccharomycetaceae.
AUGUCGCAGUUUUCAGGCUUCGGAGUGGAAGUAGAACUCAAGGACGGAAAAAUUAUCUCUGGUACUGUAGCUAAGGCCAAUGGGAAGUCCUUGACGUUGUCGGACGUGAGCUUCAGCGAUGGCGGAACGUCGCAGGUUUUCAAAGUGAAGGCAUCGCGAUUAAAGGACCUCAAAGUGGUCUCCAGUCCACGUCCGGGCUCCAAAUCCGCCUCAAGCUUGACGAAUGGCGCGGCUGCUGGGGCCCCGGCCGCUGCCGCCGAUGUUAGUGGUAGUCCCUCGGAUUGGCAGCACGACGACGCUGCAGCGAUCAAGCAGCAGGACGAUUUCGAUUUCCAGGAGAAUCUCCGUAUGUUCAACAAGCAGGACGUGUUUGCGAAGCUCAAAGAGCAGGAUGGAGUGCAGCAGCAGUCCCGCCUGGUCGCUCACAACGUGCGCGAGAAGAAGCUUGACACGGACGAACUCGUAAUCCCAGACGCCAAACGCGACCAUUGGGAUAGCCUGGAAGAAGAUUCUGUGCAUACAGAGUACCUGCCCAUCACCAAGUCCAUCAACAUUACUCACCUGCUGCAGACGGCCGGUGACACCGAUUCCAAAGACGAUAAAGUUCUCGCUCAACUCCAAAGUGCGUUGAAAAGACCUGGAUCUCUUUCGAUCCCGGGCUCCAGACAAGCUGGGUUUGUCACCUGCUCUACCAAGAUCGCAGUUCCUUGUGCCACUCCUGUACAACUUUUGGAGAUUGAGCGUGUUUGUAGCGACUCAUUCGGCUUUUCCUCCAAUCUGGCUCUUGAGCAUUGGGCUAUCCACAUGUCCCAGUUUUUCAAGCAGAAGAUGGGUGGCAGGGUCCGCCUAAACGCGCAAAACCCCAAUCCUCAGCCAUUGAUUGUCAUUCUCGCCGGCGACAACCGAAGCGGCGCUCGUGGUCUUGCCCUGGGCCGACUACUGUGCCAAUCUUCGCUGGUACGGACUCUAGUGCUGUUUGUCAACACACCUGAGGAUUCUGAAGUAAACGAACAGUGGCAAUUAUACCAAAAAAGCGGCGGGAAGACUGUGGAAUCACUCCAGUCGUUAAAAUCCAGCUUGGAAAAACUGAACUCCCCAGUGGAGGUUGUCUUGGACGCAAUGCAAGGAUUUGACUCCGGUUUGCAAGACGCCUGUGCCGAUGCCAGCGAUGAGGCGCGGUUGGAAGAACUCGUACAUUGGUGCAACUCCCAACAGACCAUCUGGUCGCUGGACAUCCCCAGUGGACUGGACGCUGCCAGUGCGCUGCCUAAUUUUGGACUUCACGUGAAUGCAAAUAUGGUGAUCUGUUUGUGCUGGCCAUUGACGGGAGCAUACAAUCUAAAGACUCAGCUGCCAGAGAAAGAUCUAGAGGUACAUUUGGUGGACAUGGGAGUGCCACAAGCGGUCUAUUCUGUGCGUAGCUCAUUGCGCAAGUUCCAAAUAGCCGAUCUGUUUGUAACGGAGGGCAUGGCACAACUGCAGUGGUGA